UUUUCGUCCAUAUCGUAAAGAACGAGAGCUCGGAUGCUCUCUCGUUGUUCUGGCUACCACCGCCUUCGAGGCUAAGAAAGGGUAAGGAGCAAAGAAAAAGAAGGCGUGAGAAACCCCGGUGACUGUGCGUGAAGAGAGGGGGAAGGAAGGAAGAAAGAGGGGAGCGAGAGAGACAGAGAGAUGUUCCUUGUGGAGUGGCUGUACGGGAUCCUGGCGAUGCUGGGGCUGGCGGCCAAGGAGGCGAAGAUCCUCUUCUUGGGCCUCGACAACGCCGGAAAGACGACCCUUCUCCACAUGCUCAAAGAUGAGAGGUUGGCGCAGCACCAACCGACGCAGUUCCCGACGUCAGAAGAACUGAUGAUCGGGAAGAUCAAGUUCACGGCGUUCGAUUUGGGGGGCCAUCGGAUGGCCCGCAGAGUCUGGAGGGACUAUUACGCUAAGGUCGAUGCAGUUGUAUAUAUAGUGGAUGCAGCAGACAAGGAGCGAUUCCUUGAAUCCAAAAUUGAACUGGAUGCAUUGCUAGGAGAUGAAACUCUAGCCAACGUUCCAUUUCUUGUCCUCGGAAACAAGAUAGACAUUCCUUAUGCUGCUUCGGAGGAUGAGCUACGUUACCAUCUAGGCCUGGCAAACUGCACUACCGGCAAGGGGAGAAUUGAUUAUUCCAAUACCAACAUCCGGCCCAUAGAGCUCUUUAUGUGCAGCAUUGUCCGCAAGAUGGGUUAUGGUGAUGGUUUCAGGUGGCUGUCGCAAUACAUCAAAUGAAGGUUUUUUAGCUUGUAAAGAUGAUAAAUAUCAAAAUACCUAUCUCAUGGUUGUAGUUUUGUACGGUUGGCAGGUAUGUGGAAUUGAUUCUGAAGCUUCAUGUCCUAUAAAAUGUUUUUUGUUCCUUUGAGAAAACUAUAAAAUGUAUUUUUCAAUGUAUAUAAUUUCCAGAAAUAUAGUGUUCUGAUGAUGAUUAGCAGUUUGUU
Elaeis guineensis (African oil palm) is the source of this 968-nucleotide messenger RNA. RefSeq names its product small COPII coat GTPase SAR1A. NCBI's taxonomy places the organism in Eukaryota, Viridiplantae, Streptophyta, Magnoliopsida, Arecales, Arecaceae. Gene Ontology annotation, molecular function: GTPase activity; GTP binding. The record is from RefSeq and is a predicted model, not a curated record. Gene Ontology annotation, biological process: intracellular protein transport.